AGCAGAUCAGUUGAUUGAAACUGGUUCUAACCGAGAUGCAGCACGAUUGCGUUCAAUUAGAGGUAAAGGAGCAGGAGCAUGGUUAGAUUCCAUUCCAUCUUCAGAGAAGUUUGCACUUUCAUCUGGCAAUUUUGUCUUGGCGGCUUCUCUCAGAUUGGGUCUACCUUUGUCUUUACCACCUUGGGCCACUAAAUGUGAAUGUGGAAAGUCACUAGAUGUCGAAGGAUACCAUUUACUAACAUGCAAAAUGGGUGGAGGCCCAGUUUGGUCUCACAAUUCUGUUGUUUUGUGCUGGUCUGAAUGCAUGAGCAGUCUACAAUGCCAGCAUCAAAUUGAACCAAAAGAUAGAUAUACAACAUCCAACAAUAGAGCAGACAUUGUUGUGUUUGACUCAACAUGUGGGGGAAAUGUCGAGCUUGAUGUGGCCCUUGCUCACCCCUGGAGCCAGGACAUUCUGCGAAGUGCAGCAACUACGGAUGGAGCUGCAGCAAGAAGAAGAGAAGACAUCAAACAUAACAAAUAUUCUCAAGAGCAGUUGCCUGGAGGGUACACUCCUACCCUUAUUCCACUAGUUUUCGAGCACUUUGGUGGGUGGGGAGAAGAAGCAUCAACGUUCCUCAAUAAACUUUCCAAACUAUAUAGAGAUGAAGAAGGAAGAAACAAUCCCUCAGAUUUUAAAACACAUUGGAGAAGACGCUUGUCAGUACAACUUCAGCGUUGCAAUGCCUCGGUGUUGGCUAGAAAGAUGAUCAGAGUAACAUAUGGACAGAAUACUGACCAGAGUUUAGAUGUUGUUCAACUUUCAAUUCAGUAAACUAAAUUUCGGUUUGUAGGCUCCGUAGGGGAGCUUUUUAAUGCUAAUUGUUAUUUGUGUAAUUGUAAUUGUAGUUGUGACACUUGUUGUUCAUUAGCUGUUACUUUAGUUUCACCUGUAUUAGCUUUGAUGUAUAAAAAUAUAUGAAAAUUUGACAGACAGACAGACAAACAGACAG
Corticium candelabrum is the source of this 992-nucleotide messenger RNA. RefSeq lists its product as uncharacterized. Bases 248 to 814 code for a protein of 188 amino acids. The record is from RefSeq and is a predicted model, not a curated record. The transcript has a single exon. Lineage: Eukaryota; Metazoa; Porifera; Homoscleromorpha; Homosclerophorida; Plakinidae.